GAUAGUGUUACAUUAGGUAUCCAUCACUUUAGACUUUUUGAAUCGUAUACAUACAAUUUUUUUUGGUAGUUCAUAUCAAAAGUUAUUAAUUUCAUUAAAGAUUUAUUUAUGUAGAAGAGUUUUUGAUAUCAAAUUUUUUUUACUUAUAAUUAUAUAAAAUCUGAUAAGAUAAAUAUGAUUGAUCUAUGUAUAAUAUAAAUUAUUUAAUAUACAUUGGUAAGAUUUAAUGCAUGAUAUUAAAGGGCUGUGAGAUCUGGGCUGAAAUCUCAUAAAAACUGGACAACUACAAUUACAUAUAUUUAGUUAAUUUAUUUGUUAUUGGAACAUAUAUGUGUAUAUGAAGUUUUUUUUUAUAAAUAUUAUUAUUUUAUCGAGAUUUUACCAUUUACCAUCAUGUUAUAUCUCCAUUAAAAGUUUAAAAGAUUUGAUUGUUGAUUUUGGCUGCAAUUAAUUAUAUUAAGCUGCCGGCCGCUCACCAUUAUAAAAUAAAUUUAAAAUAGAUUAUUGUUUAAAAUGUUUACAUUAUUUUUAAAAGUAAACCACUAUAUAAGCAAUUAAAAACUUCUUUCUAAUAGAUUUAAAAUCAUGAUUUUAAUGUUAUCUUUUCUACGUAUUAGAAAUCUUUUGAUUUUUAAUAUAUAAAAUUCAAAAUUCUAGAAAACUAAGCGAAUAAUUUGAACAAAGGCUACAACGCAUAUACAUUAUUUGUAUGAAAGAAAUUUAUAAUAAAUGAAAAAGAGAAUUAAGAAGUUGCACUUAAAAACAUUAGCUAGCUCACCUAGCUGGUUCACUUUUCAGUCUGGUGUAAGUUUGAUCUGCUGUCAUAAGAUUGUAAUAAUAUAAAGUUAUAAACUAAUGAUGUGAUCGAUGAACUCAUGCAUGACGUCAGGCUAGUUUAUAUCAAAUUAACAAUAAGCAUGACUUGUAUAUAUAUACUAAAUAGGAGAAAAUUUACAUAUUAACUUCUUGGAAUAUACUCUUUUUGGUCAUCUACUCCUCUUCUUGAAAAUUUACUCUUCUUGAAAAUUUACAUAUUAACUUCUUGGAAUAGGCUACUUUCUGUCAAGUUACAUAAAACAUCACUUUUCCUGCCUUAUCAUCAUGUACUGGUCUAAUUUUAGAGAUUGGUGUAUAGGAAUACUGUUAAGUCCAGUGGCUUUAGUCUUAUCCUUAGCUGCACUUCUAGGGGCCCUGAUCGUAUACUUGGGUUUAGUUGUAGUAAAAAUCCUUAAGAACUUAGUUAAGUAUAUCAGUUUAGACUACAAUUCGAUCAGACAUACCUCUAAGCAGCGGGAGGAUGCCUCUGUAUUUUUACGCCCAAGAAAUCACAUGGAUGCUGCAUUGUAUGAUGCUGUUUGUAAGGAUAACAUUGAUGUCCUCAAGCAGAUGGAGGGAAGACUUCGCGUCGGUCGUCAACUGACUCCUACAAACAAUACGGUACUUCAUAUUGCAUGCCAAUACGGGAGUAUAAAUUGUGUAAAACACCUUUUGAGUGUCCAUGGUGAACUAAUCGAAAAGGUUAACUUAAAAGGUGAUAUCGCGCUUCAUCUGGCAGCAAGACAAGGACACUACGACGUGGUUGUAGCACUCAUAAAUGCAGCUAAGUCUUCCAUUCAAAAACCUGAAUCUACCAGCAACGCGUCUAUAGCUCUGAUACAAUCUCAGGUUAGUAAAAAAAAUAUGGAGCAUGAAACUCCCUUGCACGAUGCAGUACGGUACAAUCACAACAACGUGGUUCAGCUUCUAGUAAAUGAAGCUCCAAAUGCAUUCCAUUGUCAGAAUAAGCGAAAGGAAUCUCCACUCUACUUGGCUUCUACUAGGUGUAAUAUUGAUAUUAUUACAACAAUUCUUUGCACUUGUGUUUGGGCGGUGAUUGGCGACGAUGGUCCUGCAGGAAGGACAGCUUUACAUGCUGUAGUUUUAGACGAUGGCAAACAUGAUAUUUUACGCAAAUCAGAAUGUGUGAAACUUCUAACGGAUAAACGUAAAUAUCUUAUAGAAGAACAAGAUGACAACGGGUGGACAGUAUUUCAUUAUGUGGCAUGCAAUGAUCUUUAUACAAUAGUCGAAAAUCUAGUAAGUGAAGACUGCAAGUCUGCGGCAUACGUGCGGGAUAAGAAGUAUAAGAGAACAGCUCUUCAUGUAGCAGCAUAUAAAGGAAACGUCCGUGUGAUGGAGAAACUUGUGCAAUAUUUUCCAGAUUGUUGGGAUAUGGUGGAUAAAAAUUGUCAAAAUAUAAUGCACAUCGCGGUGGAGCAAGACAGGAAAGAGGUGAUUAGAUAUAUUCUGUCGCAAGGUUGUAAAGCAUACGGUAACCUACUGAUGCAGAGGGACAAAGAUGGAAAUACGCCCCUCCACCUGAUUACCAAGUUAGGUUGUUAUGUCCAAGAACUGAUGGAUGAAAGAACGAUUGAUUGGGAAGUACUGAAUGGCGAAAAUGGCACUCCCCUAGAUCACCUAAUACAUCGGGGAAAAGAGACUGCUCCUCUAACAGAUCAGGCCAUGCUUAGAAGAACACUUGUUGACGCCAAUGUUAAAAAGCACUGGCACUUUUUGCAAGCACUUGAAGAGGGAUAUACGCAAAAUGAGGAGGAUACUAAAGAAGUCGAGCUGUAUAAAAGAUGGAUCAGCACUCAUAUGGUAGUGGCUGCACUCAUCACCACUGUAGCCUUGACAGCGGGUUUUGCCAUGCCAGGCGGCUUUGAUGGGAAUCAAGGACAGUCCCAAGGAUCCGCAGUUCUUUUAAGAAAAACAAGUUUCGAGGCGUUUAUAGUAACAGAUACAAUAGCUCUGAUUUGCUCAAUGUCUUCAUUAUUCCUCUUCUUCAUGACAACAAUGUAUGAAGAUGUUGGGAGAGUAAGAAAAUUGUUCUUCAUAGCUGUGCUGCUCAACACGGCUUCGAUCAUCACAAUAACGGUGGCUUUCAUAACCGGGACAUACUCUGUCCUGGAUCACUCAUCAGCCCUUGCGAUUAGUAUUAUUGUUAUCGCUUGCUCAUUCCUUGGCAUUGCCUUUCUGGUAUUCAUUAGCAUGUUAAUUACUGUAACCAGGAUUCUUGCCGCAGAUAUUAGUGAUAGUGCGAUCUCCGACUAUCUAUUGUCCUCACAAACUUGGCAAGUAGCAGAAUGAAGCAGAUUCUGUGCUGAGAACCUACUUCUUUACUCAACUCUUAUUUAUUAUCAUUGUAUCCAAAACUUUUAAAUUCUUGAUAUGUCAAUCCUUUCAGCUUCAUCAGUGUUGUAAUCAUCAAGCUUAGUUAUGUAAGUUUAGAUCUCCGGGGACUUCAAUUUUACACUGGAGUUCUGCUAUACAAA
This is a messenger RNA of Daucus carota subsp. sativus, 3314 nucleotides long. RefSeq lists its product as uncharacterized. Lineage: Eukaryota; Viridiplantae; Streptophyta; Magnoliopsida; Apiales; Apiaceae. Gene Ontology annotation, cellular component: plasma membrane. The record is from RefSeq and is a predicted model, not a curated record. Bases 1102 to 3129 code for a protein of 675 amino acids. Gene Ontology annotation, molecular function: protein binding. The transcript has 3 exons.